This is a messenger RNA of Fusarium keratoplasticum, 528 nucleotides long. RefSeq lists its product as uncharacterized. NCBI's taxonomy places the organism in Eukaryota, Fungi, Ascomycota, Sordariomycetes, Hypocreales, Nectriaceae. The transcript has a single exon. Gene Ontology annotation, molecular function: metallopeptidase activity. The record is from RefSeq and is a predicted model, not a curated record. Bases 1 to 528 code for a protein of 175 amino acids.
AUGCGCUUCUCUAUCCUGACUGUCGCUCUGGCUUACGCCUCGACCGCCUCAGCAGCUUUGAGCUGGUCAUUGCAAAAGGCCUCCAACCCAACAUCAGACCAAGCUGAUGCAUACGUGCGGAUUGAGGAGGCCAUGCGUCGCGCCGUGGCACGAUAUGGGCGCUUCACCGACGCCAGCAAGACCAUCCGCGUCUACUACGCCCCCGGCGUUCCCACCGCCGAAGCGAGCUACAAUGGAGAUCUCCGCUUCGGUUCAAACCGGGCUUACAUGACUGAGCGGACGGCAAUGCACGAGAUCGCUCACACCCUGGGUGUUGGACAGACGGCUGCCUUUGACCAAAAGUGCGCAGCCAACAACUGGCCUUCUGCAACCCGUCUACUUCAGUCUUUCGACGGUCCAAAUGCCCGCAUCAACUGCGGCGGUGGUCACUUUUGGCCAUAUGGUCUCAACUAUGACAACGAGUGGAGCGAGACCAACGCGAACCGACAUGUUCAAAUGAUUGAUGCCAUGCUGGCUGAUGGGAUGUAA